AAAAUGGAAAGAUCGAUCGCGGAUUCGUUGAUUUACGUAGCUGUUGUUUGUGAUGACAACAUGUAUUCAAAACUUUACUGAGUAAUUUCAUUAGGUGCUCAAUGUAACAAUUGUAAAACCUUAACCAAAACCAAAAAUUAUAUCGUCCGCGCCCGAUAUUUUGAAGAUGUCCUCAUACAAUAUCCAAUGACAGAAUCUCUAUUUUCGUUCAAUAAAAAUAUUUUUGAACUGUACGGAGCGGUGAUAAUGUGUGUCAAAUUUAGUUUGUAUUAGUAUAACCCUGUGAAGAAUAAUAUUAUUACAUCAGUGUCGACAUGGCGUUAGCUUUGAGAGAGUACGUGGUGAGCUUCUUGCAGGAGCACAACAUUAUGGCGCCUUUCUCCAGGUUUUAUAGGGCCAUGGUGCUCAAAAUGAACCAGCAUGAAGAUGAAGCAACUACGUCAGGUAUCACUGACGGUGCCACGUCCGAUCAGCAGAACCGUGUCAUUUUCGUCAACAGACCGCAGCCCCAGAAGUUCGUCUCGAACAGGAUCUCUACUGCUAAAUACAGCGUGCCGUCCUUCGUUCCCUUAUUCCUGUUCGAGCAGUUCCGUCGGUAUUCCAACUGCUUCUUCCUGUUGAUAGCCCUGCUGCAGCAGAUCCCUGACGUGUCGCCGACGGGACGGUGGACAACCCUCACUCCUCUCAUACUCAUAUUGAGCGUUAGCGCCAUAAAGGAGAUUGUUGAAGAUUUUAAGCGGCACCGAGCGGACGACGAGACCAACCGCAGGCUGGUGGAGGUGCUGCGAGAGCGGCGCUGGGUCGCCAUACGAUGGGAGCAUCUACAGAUCGGCGACAUCUGCAAAGUGCUCAACAACCAGUUCUUCCCAGCCGACCUGGUGCUGCUGGCCUCCAGCGAGCCCCAAGGCAUAUCGUUCAUAGAGACCAGCAACCUGGACGGAGAGACCAACCUGAAGAUCCGGCAGGCGCAGCCCGACACGGCCCGCCUGGACGCCGCCCCCGCCCUGGCGGACUUCCGCGCCACCGUGCAGUGCGAGCCGCCCAACCGACAUCUAUACGAAUUCAAUGGAUUGCUAAAGGAGGCUAAUGUCAAGACGCUGCCUCUGGGCUUGGACCAGAUGCUCCUCCGGGGGGCGAUGCUGCGGAACACGGCCUGGGUGCACGGCGUGGUGGUGUACACGGGACACGAAACCAAACUCAUGAAGAAUUCUACUAAAGCCCCGUUGAAGCGCUCAUCGAUCGACCGCCAGACCAACACCCACAUCUUGAUGCUGUUCAUCAUCCUCCUGGCGCUGUCACUGCUCAGCGCCGGCUUCAACGAGUUCUGGAUGCGGAAUCACAAUGACUGGUAUAUCGGGCUCGAAGAGGCGCAGAACGCGCACUUCGGGUUCAACUUCCUGACGUUCCUGAUCCUGUACAACAACCUCAUACCGAUAUCGCUGCAGGUCACCGCCGAGAUAGUUCGCUUCUUCCAGGUCAGUAUCACUACUUUUAUCUGA
Bombyx mandarina (wild silkworm) is the source of this 1499-nucleotide messenger RNA. RefSeq names its product ATPase phospholipid transporting 8A1 (gene ATP8A). Gene Ontology annotation, cellular component: plasma membrane; trans-Golgi network. The record is from RefSeq and is a predicted model, not a curated record. Gene Ontology annotation, molecular function: ATPase-coupled intramembrane lipid carrier activity; ATP binding; ATP hydrolysis activity. NCBI's taxonomy places the organism in Eukaryota, Metazoa, Arthropoda, Insecta, Lepidoptera, Bombycidae. Gene Ontology annotation, biological process: phospholipid translocation.